This is a messenger RNA of Leptinotarsa decemlineata (Colorado potato beetle), 1004 nucleotides long. RefSeq names its product mitochondrial ribosomal protein L19 (gene mRpL19). Gene Ontology annotation, molecular function: structural constituent of ribosome. Gene Ontology annotation, biological process: translation. The record is from RefSeq and is a predicted model, not a curated record. NCBI's taxonomy places the organism in Eukaryota, Metazoa, Arthropoda, Insecta, Coleoptera, Chrysomelidae. Gene Ontology annotation, cellular component: ribosome; mitochondrial large ribosomal subunit.
AUUCUACAAAAAGUCCUAAUAACCUAAUUUGUUUUAUGAAAGUCAAAAUUAAAAAACGGAAAAAGUUGAAUCAGUUAGUUCAUCAUGUACUCGAUAUUUUUUAGAAAUUGUAAUUUAAAGGUACCCUCGAAAGUACUCAAGGCUCAUAAAGGGCUCCGAGAGUUCUCUGCUGUUGUGAACAAUGUAAACUCUAAUGGUUUCCAAACGAAUAGAAACAAUUCCAAUAAACUACAACAAGAAAUUUUAGAAUAUCGUCAUAUAUAUCCAGAGUUCCUACCAGAUCCAGAAAUAAAAUAUAGAAAUGCACUGAGAGAAAAAUUGGAAAGAAGUGAUAUGAUUGCUCGUAGGCAUCAAAUCCAAAUACCAGAGUUUUAUGUUGGGUCAAUAAUGGCCGUCGAAUCCGCAGAUCGGCAUACUCCUGGUAAGAACCAGCGCUUUGUAGGAAUAUGCAUACAAAGAGGUGCAAGCGGUCUCAGAGCUCAUUUUACCUUGAGGAAUGUUAUUGAUCACCAGGGCAUUGAAGUUAUGUAUUAUAUGUAUGACCCAACCAUUCAUAAAAUAGAAGUAUUGAGGUUAGAAAAACGUUUAGAUGAUGAACUAUUGUAUCUGAGAGAUGCUCUUCCAGAAUACAGCACAUUCGACCCAAACAUGGAGUUGGAAAUUCUUCCUGAAGGGAGUCCUGUACCUGUCAACCCAAUAAAAGUUAAACUCAAACCAAAACCUUGGUUGGAGAGAUGGGAACGAAAAAAUCUGCAGGGUGUGCAAGAUUUAGGAUUACCUCAAAAAUUCUACGAUCGAGCUAAAGAGCUAGAAAAACCAUGGGAGAAAUAUGAUCUAAUGAAAGAAUAUAUGAGAACCAUUCCUGCAGAGGAACAAACUGAGAUAUUCACAGAAGUUCAGUCAAAUUUGGCGAGGUUGGAGGUUCAUGGAAAGAAACUGAAACGGAAGAGAGUAUUUGUAAAACCAACCAAACUUGCUUAGUGUUAUUAAAAAGGUUUAAUGAG